Messenger RNA from Pelagomonas calceolata, 2839 nucleotides. The record is from the annotation of a GenBank genome assembly. NCBI's taxonomy places the organism in Eukaryota, Pelagophyceae, Pelagomonadales, Pelagomonadaceae.
AUGCGCCUGCUACUCCUCACCCCGAUGUGCGCCUGCGCGGCGUUUGUCCUGCCAGCGCUGGGACCGCGCGCGGCCGCGCCGCGCGCGGCCGCGCCGCAAGAGGUCCUCCCCGAGCCGCGGGUGGGCGACGUCGUGGCCUUCGCCGGCGACUGGCCCGGCGAGACGAGCGUGGGGCAGAUCCGCUCGCUGCAGCCGCGCGGCGACCGGUGGCUCGCGGACGUCGUGCCGCUGGAGGACCAGGCGGGCGACGUGUGGCGGCUGCCGGCGGCGGCGCUGGCGCGGAAGCGGCGGACGGCCGUCGACGUGGCGGAGCUCGUGCCGCUGGAGGCGGCCCCCGCGGCCGAGGACGACGCGUUCGUGCUCACGGCCACGGAGCCGUCCGCGGCGAUCAAGCCCCUCAGCGGCAGCGCGGCGGGCCUGCUGGCGCGCGCGGCCUCGUACCGGGCGCUCGCCCCGGACUUCAAGCCCAAGGGCGGCCGCGCGAGGGUCGACUACGCCGCCGAGGAGCGGUCGCGGGAGGAGUACGCCGCCCUGAAGCGGCAGCUGCUGACGGACUCCGCCCUGGCGUCGGCGGCCGGCCUGGUCGCGGUGACGGCCGCGACGCGCGACCUCGACGACGCGCGGGCCUUCGCGCUCGGCGCGGCGGGCGGCCUCGCGUACGUCGCGGGGCUCAGCGCCUUCGCGGACCGCGCGGGCGACGACCGGCGGGAGGGGCUCUUCGACGUCGACCUCAGCAAGUACCGGCUGGCCUUCCCCGCGGCCGCGUUCGUGGCGCGCGCGCGGCGCCGACCGGCGGGGCGCCUUCGACGUCGCCGGGCCGCGGGGCGGCGCGGCGGCCCCGACGCGCGCGCGACGCGACGCGACGCGCCGGUCCCCCCGCAGGUGCUCGCGGCCCUCGACGCCGCCUCCGGCAAGGGCGGCGGCGCGCUGCGCGUCAUCCCGUUCGACGAGUUCGCCUGCGCGGCCCUGGGCGUGGUGGCGUACCGCGUGCCGCUGCUCGCGCGGCAGGUCUUCGGGGGCGGCGGCGCCGAGGACAUCGCCGCGAUGCUGCCCGGGUCGCUGGGCAAGGGCGCGCGGGAGCUCGUCAAGCAGCGCGACGCCGCCGCGGAGGACGGCGACGGCGAGGCGGAGGCGCUGGCGGCGGCCGCGCGGCGCGCGCGGCAGACGGUGCUCGUGGUCUGCGGCCCGCCGGGCGCGGGCAAGAGCACCCUGGUCGACCGGCUGGUCGCGGCCGACCCGCGGUUCGCGGCGCCGCGGUGGCUCAGCACGGACCGCGACUCGGCCGACGACGUCGUGGACGAGGCCGCGUUCGACGGGAGGGACGACCUGGCCGUGGUCUUCGGCGGCGACGAGGCGCUCGCGGAGGAGGAGACCACGCUGCUGGAUCGGGCGGUGCCGAAGAAGCGCGGCCUGGCGCGCGCCGAGCUCGUCGACCGGGCGGACGGCAAGACGUGCGUCCUGGACUGCGACGUCGAGACGGCGCGGCGGCUCGAGGGCCUGGCGGGCGUGCGCCUCGUCGGCGUCUGGGUGUCGCUCGAUUCGCUCGGCGCGCUGCGGGAGCGGCUCACCAAGGUCGAGGCCGGGCGGGCGCUGGCCCGGAGCGACGACGUCGACGCCGCCCAGGUCGCGGCCGUCGUGUCGGAGCGGCUCUCGACGGUCGUGGACGACAUCGACUUCGGCGUGCGCUCGCCCAUGUUCGAGUUCACGAUCAUCACGAGCGACGCGGAGGCGCUCUCCUUCGCGAAGCUCCAGAAGGCGGCGGCGUACGUCUUCGACGGGUGACUAAAUUUAUGCGGCUAGGCUCUAGAGGUCCUCCUCCUCGGCCGCGGCGAUUUCGUCGGCCGAGGGCGCCAUCGAGGGGUCCACGACGCCGCUCUCCUUCGCGAAGCUCCAGAAGGCGGCGGCGUACGUCUCCGACGGGUGACUAAAUUUAUGCGGCUAGGCUCUAGAGGUCCUCCUCCUCGGCCGCGGCGAUUUCGUCGGCCGAGGGCGCCAUCGAGGGGUCCACGACGCCGCUCUCCUUCGCGAAGCUCCAGAAGGCGGCGGCGUACGUCUCCGACGGGUGACUAAAUUUAUGCGGCUAGGCUCUAGAGGUCCUCCUCCUCGGCCGCGGCGAUUUCGUCGGCCGAGGGCGCCAUCGAGGGGUCCACGACGCCGCGGAGGAAGUCCAUCGUUGCCGCGUUUUUUAUGGCGGCGACGACGUCCGCGCGCGUGAUCACUUUCUCGUUUUCCUGGCCCUUCGCGGCGCGGAGCGUCAGCUCCAGGACGAAUAAUUCGCACGCCCGCGCCAGGACCACCGGCGCCUCGGCCGAAAUCAUGCGCACGUCCUCGUCCGACUUCAUUAUCCGUUUGAUGCGCGCCAGCGGCAUGCGCGGCGGACGACAGCGCACUUACGGCCAAGCCAACGGCCAGACCGACGCCGCGCCCGACUAUCAAACCGACGGCGAAGCCGACGACGAAGCAGUUCCCGACGUGCGGCGUGCGCAUCAACCUCGGCAACGGGGCCGGCUUCCAUUGUGAGACCGAUCCCGCGGCGACCGAGCACGCCGGCAAGAAGAUCGUCUUCGCGUGCUGCGACGCCGACAUGGGUUACAGCACGUGCACGCGGGCGGACGCGGACGGCCAGUGCUACGCGGGUUUCCUGAAUCCGCUAUCGAAUUUCGCGCCGAAGGACUGGCACGAGGCCACGAACGUGUGCGCGGCCGAAGGCAAGGUCCUCUGCGGCGUCGAGCAGCCGUGCCAGAACAGGGGGUGCCACUACAACUACCACUACCAGUGGACGGGCGAGGAGUGCCAGGCCGGCGACGCGGGCCUGCCGGCCGCGUGCGCGGCUGCGUGA